AUGGUUAAAUGCAAUUCUGAUGGUAGUUUUUGUGAAAUGAACCAGCGGAUUGGGGGUGGUGGGAUUAUCAGAGAUCAUCUUGGUCGUUGGGUGGCUAGCUGUUAUUCAGGGAAUUCGGGGAACAAUGUGUUCCAAGCAGAAGCUGUGGCGCUGCUGUUAUCAGAUGCAGCUACGUCUCAAAGGCAUUCUGAAUUCGUUGUGUUGCUUUCCAUUCGUCAUCUGUUGGUGAAGGACUGGAAUGUGAAGAUUAACUGUGUUCAUCGUGAUAGCGAUUCGGUAGCGGACUUCCUUGCAAGGAGAGGGGCAGCAGCGCAUGCUUCUGGGCUUUGGAGCAUUGCUUCGCCGGAUCCGGAUGUGGAAUACCUUCUCCUGAAGGACUCGUUGUCUGUUCCUUAG
Molecule: messenger RNA, 396 nt
Organism: Lotus japonicus
Lineage: Eukaryota; Viridiplantae; Streptophyta; Magnoliopsida; Fabales; Fabaceae
Exons: 2
Coding region: 1-396 (131 amino acids)
Source: RefSeq, a predicted model, not a curated record